CUUUUUCCUUGGCUGUCUGAUGGAGCAGCUUGUCCUGGGGCCCUUGCAUGGUGCUUCCAUUUUCACAGGCCUAAAAACAAUGGACCCAGCUGACCAGGACCCAAACUCCUGAAAUGAUGACGCCGAAUAACCCUAUCCUCCUUAAAGUGAUUUCUCUUAUGCAUUCUGUGACUCGGACCAAAAACUGACGGGCAUACUCAGUAACAAGGCACUUUGUUUCUGUCAGAGCAUCACUAUCUCGGGUACUGGUUCUUCCAAACGCGUAGAUGUUGGGGUGGGGUCUCACAGAAGACUUUUUGUUUCUCUUUUCACCAAAAGAAGUUGAAUUUCAAGCCAACAACAGAAAGCUUUUGUAAAAUACGGCAUUUGAAAUGCAUUUUACUGUUAGUGUUUCUGUAAGGACCUGUAACGCAGAGGAGAAAAAUACAGUCUUGCAUGGCCUCUGAAAUUCUAACGGGCGAGGCAGCUUGAAGUGGAACUGUGGACGCAUCCCUAGUUCACCUCACAGCAGAGUAUCUCCCAACCUUCCCAUGGCACUUUCAGCCACCUUUAAUUUUGUGUCUCUCUUUUGGAAAGGUGCGAGUGGUACACACUAUGAAGGACAUUAUUUAUGAAGGGAGGGGGCAGGGGCUCCACUGGCUGUCUCCAAUGGGAAUCUUAAGAACACCUGCAGGGAGCAAGCUGCAGACACCCAGGGACAUUGGGCGGUUUCUCGUGUCUCCACCCGCUGAAGUUCGCUCUGGAGAAGCUAGCUGGUAUCUCCACGCAGAAGAAGCUCCGCGGCGCUCGCAGAUCUGCUCCAAGGGUCCCGGCGCGGAGCCGCGGAGGCCAGACGGACCGUAGCCGAGCUGGGGACCCGGGGACGAGCUCGCCGAGCCUUUCCAGACAAACGCAGCGCGCACCUCCCGGGCAGCGCCCAGAAUGGAGUGGGAGCUGAAUCUGCUGCUCUACCUGGCGCUCUUCUUCUUCCUGCUUUUCCUGCUGUUUCUCCUGCUCUUCGUGGUCAUCAAGCAGCUGAAGAACUCGGUGGCCAACACGGCCGGGACGCUGCAGCCCGGGCGCCUGUCACUGCACCGGGAGCCGUGGGGUUUCAAUAACGAGCAAGCGGUGUGACCCAGCGCUGAGCUGGUCUCAGUUCCGCCGGGAUCCAGGUACACACCUCGGGAGCGGCGGCAGGGGGACACACUCUCUACUCCUCCUCGGUCUCCGGACCCACUCAGGGCAGGGGACCGCGGGAACAGGAGUCUGACCCCGGAGCCAAGUUCUUCUAGAGCAAGCCUGAUCCUGGGAGGAGAGACCCGCAGAGAUCUAUGUCAUCGGGACCCAGGCUGGUGCCUUUGACUGGUGGUACCCAGGACCAAAGUCCGAUCACAGCCUGGGAACCCCCGCAAAGCUGGACAGUGGGUGGUGGAAUUCUUCUUACAAAAGGCCAUCCCUUUCAUACACAGAAGAAGGCACUCUGUGCUCAGAAACGCUACCUCUCUUCCUUCUGCGACUCUACUCUCAAUCUAGGAAUAUCCUGGGAGAUCGCCUCUUGAGCUGCUUCUACUCACAGCCUACGUACUGGCCAAGCAGAGGGAGAAGAAACACUUCCCACACCCAGAGCUGUGCAAAAGAACUUUCUGUGAUAUGGAACUGUUCUAUAUCUGUGAUGCCCAAUACGGCAACUACUAGUCACAUGUGUCUAGUAAACACUGAAAUAUGGCUAGCAGAGUUUAAAUUUUACUUAAUUUCACCUGAGACAGCCACAUGGGGAUGGUGGCUUUUGUAUGCACUGUUCAUACCAUUCUCUCUCGGGUGUGUUUUAGAGCUAGAGGAGGAGGUGGCAGCCAGCCACAUGCUCCACAUCCGUGGGCUUCACUGCUCUUCUUGCAUUGAGUUUGUCUCCUUGAGGAAAAGGAAAAUUAGUGUGUUGGAACUAAAUCAAAAAUGUUACCCUCUACCUAUUGCAUGUCUUCUUGAACCAAAUGGGAUGGGUUUUAGUGACACGAGACCCUGGGAAAAAUGGCAGUGCUGAUCCACCACGUGCCCUUGACCCCCGGUCCAUUCUCCCAACAGAGGUCAUUUUGUCUUGUACAGUGUGGCCCAUUUUCGUUCACUUUUUAAUAUUGUAAAUGCCAAAUGAUUAUUUUGUGUAUGUUUUUCAAAAUACCUAAUGGUUUAUAUUUUUUAAGGUUGUGAAAUAAAAAAUAAUAAUAAUUAUAUGUAAUUCAGGUUUUUUUUGUGUGAUUUUUAGUUACUCAUUAUUAUCCAAACUGUUGUAUUAAGUAGGGUAUGGUUAAUAAAGGAAAGAGAUGUUGGUUUUUAUAUGAUUUCCCUUUUAAUGCACAAGUUUAUAUGCCAAUGAAUGUUACCUUUCAAAAUCAUUAAAUGAUUCUUCUGUUACAUUUGAA
Messenger RNA from Peromyscus maniculatus bairdii (prairie deer mouse), 2393 nucleotides. It is a transcript of the gene Smim43, whose product is annotated as small integral membrane protein 43. Lineage: Eukaryota; Metazoa; Chordata; Mammalia; Rodentia; Cricetidae. The record is from RefSeq and is a predicted model, not a curated record.